GUAUAGGCGCAAUUAUAACAGAUGAAAAUGGUAUUGUUGGGUUGGAACGUAUUUUGUAUGGUAAAGACACUUUUCAGAUAUCUUGUGGGGGUGAUAGUGGAGGUCCUGUGUUUCAUUAUUUGCGAAGUUUAUUAAAUGUUGGUCUAAUUGGCGUACACGUUUCAUCAUUUGAAGAUUUUUCUGCAUCUACACCUUUAGAUAUAAUUCUCGAUGACG
Molecule: messenger RNA, 216 nt
Organism: Racocetra persica
Lineage: Eukaryota; Fungi; Glomeromycota; Glomeromycetes; Diversisporales; Gigasporaceae
Source: the annotation of a GenBank genome assembly